AUGAAUGAAACAAAGCUUGGCUUAGUCGAUCCAAAAGAUGUUGUGGUAUUGGCGUCGUACCGUCGUGCAAUAUCUCGACAGUUGUACAAAGAUGAAGAUCGUUUUGAACAAGUACAGAUUCGUGUACGUCAGCAUUUAUUGAACACACUUGGAUGUAAGAUAACAGAUAUUGAAAAAAUUCUCCAGUGGGAAUGGAUUCCACGUGAUAAAUGUGGUUUCAGAUUAGCUGGUCAACCAUUAAAAGUACCAAUACCAACGCGUAUCAGAAAUUCUCAACAAAGUGCAAUACGUCUUUAUGAAACUAUGUCUCGGUCAGGAUAUAGUGUUGGUAAUAUAUCAAGUGUGCUACCUGAAUUUGCACAAAUAUCUUCCGGAAAAGGUCCUGUCAACAACUUCGCAGUAAUGAGAUCAUCAUCCUGUUACUAUGUACCAACACAAAUCUCCUUCACGGAUCAUGGUGAUGGAUUUUUUUUACAGCAAAUGGGUGGUAUCAAACUUCGACCACAUUUAGAAUAUCAACAAGCUCCAAUAGUCAAUUUAAAUCCUUCAAAUGGUGACACAGGUUUACGUGGCUUUAAUCAACGUAUGAACCAAGUACUUCCUCCACAAAAUGGUAUAUCAUCAUAUAUUACUGGUAAAUAUGGUGAAAAAAGAGCGAAUGGUCCACAUGGUGGAGUUGACUUCAAUUACAAAGUUCCUGGACAACGAGGUAUUAAUUUACAACAUCCAACAGUUAACUCACCAGUGGAUGGAAAAGUUGUAUUUGUUGGUGGAAACUAUGGUACGGUUAAAAUUCGUACAUCCGAUGGUUACAGUCAUGAGAUAUUACAUUUACAUACCACCAAUGUCCGUGUCGGUGAUGUAGUAGAAGCGGGACAAGCGAUUGGUACUAUGGGUGGUCGAGGACCACAGAAAGCGACGCAAUAUGCACAACAUGUACAUUAUCAGAUGAAAGAUUCCAAAGGUCGAAGAGUAGAUCCAAAGGAAUAUUUUGAAAAAGAAGACAAGAAACAAACAGGCUCGACGAAACCAUAA
Rotaria sordida is the source of this 1035-nucleotide messenger RNA. NCBI's taxonomy places the organism in Eukaryota, Metazoa, Rotifera, Eurotatoria, Philodinida, Philodinidae. The record is from the annotation of a GenBank genome assembly.